UGUUUUUAUUCUGCUCCUGACACAGAGUUACGCGCGACGAGAUUUUGCAUGGCUGGAUUUUACUUUUUUUUUUUUUUUAAAGAAAGCGAAAAAAAAAGUAUUUUCCUUACCUAAUGAAAUCAUAUAUCUACAACUUUGGACGGAGAAGAAAACGCUUGCAAAAGAGACGGCGACUUUCUAGUUCGGUGGACUGAAGCUUGUCUUCCGUGGUGUAGUUUCUUUUUUGUGUUGUCGGCAUAACGCUCCUUCUAAAACAAAAAUGAUUUUGUUACAGUCUGUCUGCCUGUUGCUUCUCGUUGGCCCGUGUAUUCCCCAGUUCGUUUUUCCACUCCGAAGAUCCAAGGAAAAGUUUCGCAUUCCUGUGGAAUUAAAUGUUACCACUUCUAAGGCUGAAGGCGUCGCUUUAGACGGGCUUUCCUUGGCUUCUGACCCUGCCGGACAAGUUAACUUUUUUACAAUGGUGAACAAUCUAGAAGGAGACGCUAGUAAUGGCUAUUACAUCGAAAUGUCAAUAGGAUCACCGGCACAAAUGCUGAAUAUAUUAGUUGACACUGGGAGCAGUAACUUUGCUGUCGCUGGUGCUCCUAACCCUGAUAUUACCAACUACUACAAUUCAAAACUAUCAACUACAUAUCAAAGCAGUGGAAUUAAGGUCUCAGUCCAGUACACACAAGGAAGUUGGGUGGGUGAGCUGGGUAAAGAUAUCAUUACCAUUCCAAAAGGACCCACCAAGCCUAUGACAAUCAACAUUGCUAUAAUUCUGGAAUCAGAGGACUUUUUUUUACCAGAAGUUGCCUGGCAAGGCAUUCUUGGUUUGGCUUACAAAGUGCUAGCUAAGCCUGACAGCUCAGUUGAGCCUUUCUUUGACUCUCUCGUCAAUCAAACAGGGAUUCCAAACAUUUUCUCCCUACAGAUGUGCGGAGCAGAAACCACCUCAUCAAUUUCUACUGACCCUUUAGGAGGAAGUCUGAUUAUGGGAGGAAUAGAGCCUACGUUAUACACAGGAGCUGUCUGGUACACCCCAAUAAAGGAACAGUGGUAUUAUCAAGUUGAAGUUUUGAAGUUGGAAGUAGGAGAUCAAAAUUUGAAUCUGGACUGCAGAGAGUACAAUACUGACAAGGCAAUUGUCGACAGUGGAACUACACUUUUGCGACUUCCUGGAAAUGUAUUUAAUGCUGUGGUGGAUACCAUUAUCCGUACAUCCUUGAUUUCACAGUUUCCUGCUGGCUUCUGGACUGGUGACAAGUUGGCCUGUUGGGAAAAACAAAGCAUGCCAUGGGAUUACUUCCCUAAAAUCUCCAUUUACCUAAGAGACAUGAAUGUUAGCCAGUCUUUCAGGAUUUCGAUUCUUCCACAGCUCUACAUACAAGUAGUUACAGAAAUUCAACCAUCUCUCACUUGUUACCGCUUUGGUAUCUCCCCAUCUGCCAGUGGAAUGGUGAUUGGUGCAACGGUUAUGGAGGGAUUUUAUGUGAUUUUUGACCGUGCCCAAGAAAGGGUUGGAUUUGCUGUUAGUACGUGUCCAGGAAAUGGUGGAACCCCUCAGUCUGAGAUUGCAGGGCCCUUUGUGACCUCUGAUGUUUCUGGCAAUUGUGCUACUGUGCCAAUGCUGCGUGAGCCACUUCUGUGGUUCAUCUCUUAUGCCCUAAUGGGAGUAUGCGCGUUCAUUCUUCUCAUUCUAAUUAUUGUACUGUUAGUGCCAUGUCAUAAGUGUUGUAGAGGUUCAGAUGGAGUCAAUGAUAAAUCUUCUCUAAUUCAGAACCGCUUUAAGUAAUUAGUUCAUGUGAUUAAAUGAAAUACAGGCCAAACACUGAACAUUUGUAUAUGAGAAAUCAUUAAGUGCAAUAUGAAAACAGAAAUUACCAUAAACUCUGUGUGAGAAACUGAAGGAGAUACAGUUAACCUCAAAUCAGCCUGGGAUGACUGCGAGCUUUUGGCUGAGUGUGGAGUGUUUAAUUUGAAAAAAGCAUCUUGCGUGUAACCUGAAAUGGAUUAAGAGUUGGUACCAGACUAUUCAGCAUAGCAGAUAUCUUUUUUUGGGUAGAUCUAACAAUGACCUUGACCGACUUUCAUCAACAUCUCUGUUGGUUUCAUUUAAAAUUAUUUUCUGUUCUUAUGUAAAGAAUACAUUUUCAAACGUUAUUUAUUCCAUUUGUAUACCCUUUAAAAAUAUAAUAUGUAAAAGGCUGCUACCAGAAGAAUACAAAGGGUUCACUGACAUUUAGGUAUGUGACUUUCUAAAUUAUGGGUUUUAAUGUCAAAGCUGACUGUAUAGGGGAACCAAUACAUCUGAAAGCUGUUGCUAGUAUUUACAAUACAUGACUGUUUGGGGAGAGAAUGCCCCUCCGUUUAAAGUAUCACUCAUAAUGUUAAUGUAAGCUUAGUAAAGUACUUAAUCAUAAUCUAAGUUUUAAGAAUUUUCUUUACCAGUUAUAUUCUUAUGAGACCUUAAUUUUGCAUUGUUUUUGUCUGUUCAACUGUUGUGUUUUUAAUAAAGAAUGGUCUCUCUCAGGAUUUUUCAGCAAAGAAUUAUUAAAUGUUAAAAUAAAUGGUUGUAAUUUUCCAAAUCAAAAGAAAAAUAAAUGCACAGUUGAGAAACCUACAUUUAGAAUAGUCGUAUAUCCUAAAUUAAUAUAUUUGAUGAUGCAGCCAUGUUUGUUUUUUAACCUAUGUGUCUUAAUUUUUAUUAUGAAGUAAACAUUUUGUUAUUAAAGUUUAAUUACUGUUUGAAAUGUGUUAAAUUUUCAGUGUAAAAUAAUAUACUUUUAUGUGAUAAGUAUAAAGUGUCUAAGGCAAUGUAAUGAGUUUCCAUAUAAAAUAUUGGUGGUAGUUUAAUCUUGCUGCAAUAAAAGAAAGAAAACCUGCA
Messenger RNA from Erpetoichthys calabaricus (reedfish), 2866 nucleotides. It is a transcript of the gene bace2, whose product is annotated as beta-secretase 2. The record is from RefSeq and is a predicted model, not a curated record. Bases 260 to 1774 code for a protein of 504 amino acids. Gene Ontology annotation, molecular function: aspartic-type endopeptidase activity. Lineage: Eukaryota; Metazoa; Chordata; Cladistia; Polypteriformes; Polypteridae. Gene Ontology annotation, cellular component: membrane; trans-Golgi network; endosome. The transcript has 9 exons. Gene Ontology annotation, biological process: membrane protein ectodomain proteolysis; amyloid-beta metabolic process.